Maudiozyma barnettii is the source of this 1341-nucleotide messenger RNA. RefSeq names its product kynurenine--oxoglutarate transaminase (gene BNA3). The record is from RefSeq and is a predicted model, not a curated record. The coding region runs from base 1 to 1341 and encodes 446 amino acids. Gene Ontology annotation, biological process: biosynthetic process. Lineage: Eukaryota; Fungi; Ascomycota; Saccharomycetes; Saccharomycetales; Saccharomycetaceae. The transcript has a single exon. Gene Ontology annotation, molecular function: pyridoxal phosphate binding; L-kynurenine:2-oxoglutarate transaminase activity. Gene Ontology annotation, cellular component: cytoplasm; mitochondrion.
AUGUCACGUAACCUCAUCAGAACUUUUAAAACAUCAGCAAUGACUCUUUCACAUAAACCAAAGAUUGUCGCCAACAAAUACUUCUCUCGUGAUACAGGUAAGGAUGUUUGGACUUUGACUAACGAAUCCGCUGCAUUGGCUGCUACAAACGCUCAAAAUAAAGGUAGAGAUAUGUUGAAUCUUGGUCAAGGUUUCUUCUCAUAUGCUCCUCCUGAAUUCGCUAUAAAUGAAGCUAAGAACGCCUUGGAUAUUGCCUUGGUGAAUCAAUAUUCUCCAACUAGAGGCCGUCCCUCUUUGAUUAAAUCUCUGAUUGAAUUUUAUAACCCUAUUUAUUCUACAAAAUUGAAACCAGAAAAUAUCUCGGUCUUCACUGGUGCUAAUGAGGCUAUCUUAAGUUGUCUUACUGGUCUAUUGAAUCAAGGUGACGAAGUUAUUGUCUUCGAACCAUUCUUCGAUCAAUAUAUCCCAAACAUUGAAAUGUGUGGUGGUAAAGUUGUCUACGUACCAAUUAACCCUCCAAAGGCUCUUAAUGAAAGAGUCACUAAAGGUACAGAAUGGGAAAUUGAUUGGGAUAUUCUAGAAAAAUCCAUAAAUUCAAAAACUAAAGCUAUGAUUAUUAAUACUCCACAUAAUCCUAUUGGUAAGGUCUUCACUAAGGAAGAACUUUUGAGAUUAGGUGAAUUGUGUGUGAGGAAUAAUAUUGUCAUCAUCUCUGAUGAAGUUUAUGAACAUUUAUACUUUACUGAAAGCUUCACUAGGAUCGCAACUCUAUCUCCAGAGAUUGGUCAAUUGACUUUAACAGUCGGUUCUGCAGGUAAAUCCUUUGCGGCUACCGGCUGGAGAAUUGGUUGGACUGUCUCUUUAAAUGAAGAAUUACUUGGUUAUGCCGCUAAAGCACACACUAGAAUUUGUUUCUCUUCUCCUUCUCCACUACAAGAAGCUGUCGCUAAUGGUCUUACUGAUGCGUCUAAGAUUAAUUAUUUCUCAAACAUGAGACAAGAAUAUAUUCGUAAAUAUGAAAUUUUUACAAAAGUUUUUGAUGAAUUAAAUUUACCAUAUACUGCUGCAGAAGGUUCUUAUUUCAUCCUUGUCAAUUUUGCUAAAGUAAACAUUCCAGCUGAUUAUAAAUUCCCGGAGGAAUUGUUGCAAAAGGGUAAGGAUUUCCGUAUUUCUUAUUGGUUGAUGAACGAGUUGGGUGUUGUGGCCAUCCCACCAACGGAAUUCUAUAUUAAAGAACAUGAAAAGGCAGCUGAAAAUCUGUUAAGAUUUGCUCUAUGUAAAGAUGAUGAAUAUUUGGAAAAAACAGUUGAAAGGUUAAGACUCCUAAAGGAUUAUUUGUAA